Molecule: messenger RNA, 525 nt
Organism: Pseudogymnoascus verrucosus
Lineage: Eukaryota; Fungi; Ascomycota; Leotiomycetes; Thelebolales; Thelebolaceae
Gene: CNB1
Product: Calcineurin subunit B
Exons: 5
Coding region: 1-525 (174 amino acids)
Molecular function (GO): calcium-dependent protein serine/threonine phosphatase regulator activity; calcium ion binding
Source: RefSeq, a predicted model, not a curated record
AUGGGCAACACCAGCAGUGCCGUCAUCGAGAACAUUGUGGAAGGGUCCAAUUUCGACAGAGAUGAGGUCGACAGGCUUCGCAAGCGCUUCAUGAAGCUGGACAAGGACAACUCAGGCACCAUCGAGCGCGAGGAGUUCCUCAGCCUUCCCCAGAUUGCCUCGAAUCCCUUGGCCACCCGCCUGAUUGCGAUAUUUGACGAGGACGGAGGCGGCGAUGUCGAUUUCCAAGAAUUCGUGUCGGGGCUGAGCGCAUUCAGUAGCAAGGGCAACAAGGAGCAGAAGCUGCGGUUCGCAUUCAAGGUGUACGACAUUGAUCGUGAUGGGUACAUCAGCAACGGCGAGCUGUACAUUGUGCUGAAGAUGAUGGUGGGCAGCAACUUGAAGGACCAGCAACUGCAGCAGAUUGUGGACAAGACGAUCAUGGAGGCGGAUUUGGAUCGGGAUGGAAAGAUCAGCUUUGAGGAGUUUGCGAAGAUGGUGGAGAAUACGGAUGUCAGCAUGAGCAUGACCUUAGACCAAUUUUGA